GCACUGAACUGAAAUGUUAGUGUAUUUAAAGAGAGAAUCAGCCAUGGAAGCUAAGAUGUGGUCUUCCUCUCUCCUCCGCCCACUCAAUCUCUCUCCCUCUCUCUCUUAAAACCUCCCCAAUCACCGCCUCUGCAAAACCCCCUUCAACCACCUCCAAUGGCGGCCCGGAUUUCCUUCGCCACAGCUCCCCGGGCCACACUCCGCCACGCCCCGUUUCUCGGCCCGAAGCCCGCGGCUAUCGCCUCUCUCCACUGGAUUUCGAGGUCAGAGAGGAGGAGGAGGCCGAAUCUGACGGUUUGUUUCGUGCUGGAGGAUGAGAAAUUGAGGGCAAUCAACGGGCCGGAAGCUGAAGAAGCCAGCGGCGGAGUUGGCAGGGCGAUUUCGCUGGCUGAGAGCGUGGCGGAGAAGGUGGCGGAGAAGAUGGCCAGGAAGAAAUCGGAGCGGUUUACGUAUCUGGUCGCGGCUGUAAUGUCGAGCUUCGGGAUCACUUCCAUGGCGGUUAUGGCUGUCUAUUACAGAUUCGCUUGGCACAUGGAGGGUGGGGAGAUACCGUACACGGAAAUGUUUGGUACAUUUGCUCUCUCUGUUGGCGCUGCGGUGGGGAUGGAAUUCUGGGCUAGAUGGGCGCACAAAGCUCUGUGGCACGCUUCGUUGUGGCAUAUGCACGAGUCGCAUCAUAAACCAAGAGAGGGGCCUUUUGAACUCAACGAUGUUUUUGCGAUAAUUAACGCGGUUCCGGCCAUCGCCCUCCUCUCCUACGGUUUCUUCCACACCGGCCUCGUUCCCGGCCUCUGCUUCGGCGCUGGCCUAGGAAUCACGGUGUUCGGCAUGGCCUACAUGUUCGUCCACGAUGGCCUCGUGCACCGGAGAUUCCCAGUGGGACCCAUCGCAGAGGUGCCCUAUUUCAGAAGAGUGGCAGCGGCUCACCAGAUUCAUCACACAGACAAGUUCGACGGCGUUCCGUAUGGGCUGUUCCUCGGACCCAAGGAACUUGAAGAAGUAGGAGGAGGGGUACCUGAGUUGGAGGAAGAAAUUGAUAAAAGAAUGAAAUUGUCCAAGAAAUGUAGAUGAUUUCCUCCUAUGUGAGAAAAACUAGCGAAAAUCACCCAAAUCCAAUGAUUUUGAACCGGAACCAAAAUCAUCUUGACGAGGUUUAUAUUUUUUUACAUUAAAAUAGCACUUCUUGAAUUCGCAACAUCUCUUGUGAUAUAAAAACUGAAUAAAUUCAAGUAGUAAAGGUUAGCAAACAAAACUAUGAGGGCGAAAUUUAAUUGAUAUCUUUACAAAUUUUGGAGGAAAAUCUAGUUGUUUCUAGAGACUUAUGUUGGCUGGCAUUUUUGGCCUUGUGUUUUCUGACAAUUGCUCCAAAAAUUUGAUAUUGGAUUGUCAGCAUUUGCCAUUUGAUUUUUUAUUUUUAUUUUCUUGUGAACUUCAUUAACUCAUCCCAUGUCCUUUUUUGUUUUCGAAAA
This is a messenger RNA of Salvia splendens (bonfire salvia), 1469 nucleotides long. RefSeq names its product beta-carotene hydroxylase 2, chloroplastic. The coding region runs from base 157 to 1071 and encodes 304 amino acids. The record is from RefSeq and is a predicted model, not a curated record. Gene Ontology annotation, molecular function: iron ion binding; beta-carotene 3-hydroxylase activity. NCBI's taxonomy places the organism in Eukaryota, Viridiplantae, Streptophyta, Magnoliopsida, Lamiales, Lamiaceae. The transcript is spliced from 7 exons. Gene Ontology annotation, cellular component: chloroplast. Gene Ontology annotation, biological process: xanthophyll biosynthetic process; carotene metabolic process.